UAUUGAUGUGAUUUGGCGCUAUAUAAAUGAAAUUGAACUGAAUUGAAUUGCUUACCUCACCUUUAAAUGUUCAUACUUUUCUACACUGAUUGUGAAUUAUGACUUGAAGACAGCGUUUGCAGCUGUAUCAACACUGAUUAAUGGGGUUUUGGAUAUUGCAGCAGCAGAGCAGAGCUCAGGCUGUCUCAGUCCAGGUUUCAGCUGGAUGGAAGCAGUCGUGUGCUGCUCUGUAUACUCAGUGUGUUUUUUGGUGGCCAAGGGCAAAUCAACAAGUUAGUAAAUGAUUGAUACAGAAACCAAACAAUUUCAUUAUGAAAUCCUACAACCACAGCGAACCCUGAAUCCCCUUUGAACAAGCAGAGAGAUACGCUUUUUAUGUAAAUAAUGCAAGCAGUCACAAAUAUAAUGGCCAGACGGCUCAGUGUUGGUUUCCACUUCUGAAGCUCACCAGCUGUAGCAUCAUGAAUCUGUGGUUCAGCACUCACUUCCUGGUUGUUGGGCUGUUUCUGAGCAGCUCGGCUGUGACACCUGAAGAAUGCCAACCCUUGGUCACGCCUUUGUCCCUGGCUGACCCCAGCAUGAUGUACGGCAGGAUGAACUUCAUCAUGGGUUACGUUGAUAAUAAUGCAUAUGACGCCAUCCUGAAGUCAACCGAGAGCUCCUGGGGGAAAAUCACUGCGUCACCGUUCAGACCUGGUGACGUUGUGAUGUCUCAGUGGAACAAGAUAAAUGGAACCUGCUUUACCUCAACAGUCAACGUAACUAUUGAUGGCGACACUGCGAGAGCAGCAUUACCUAACAUCACCUCUGAGUUCCACGUGCUGCCGAGCUGCCAAGGCUGUCUGGUCUUCAGCAUCAACAACACCGCCAGAAACCUCAACAAGAUUCAUCAACUUCUGAAAGUUGGUGGCACCUUUCCAGAGGAGGAGGUCAUCAGUCGGGCUGUUUAUCUGCUGGGCAGCGAGUCGACCUUGAAGGACUCAGACUUGGAGCGUUUCAAGCAGCAGGCAAGCUGCCUCGGCUUCUCCGGAGAACCAGACUACCACUACGACCCCAAGAACGGUUUCUGUGAUGAAGGCGAGAGCAUUAAGAUUACCUUCAACUGAAGUUUAAAAAAUAUUUCAACCUGAAACUGAGAAAAUAAAGAGACAAAAAAUGACUCAAAUA
Messenger RNA from Micropterus salmoides (largemouth bass), 1167 nucleotides. RefSeq lists its product as uncharacterized. Bases 462 to 1106 code for a protein of 214 amino acids. The transcript has 7 exons. The record is from RefSeq and is a predicted model, not a curated record. Lineage: Eukaryota; Metazoa; Chordata; Actinopteri; Centrarchiformes; Centrarchidae.